AUGGGGAGAAAGAGCAGAUCGAGCAGUAGCUCUAGAGGGAAGAAACGCAGCCGUAGCCGAGACAAGGAGAAAGGAAAGGAGAAGAAAGACAAGGGCAAAAGCAAAAAGAAGGAGAAGGAGAAGGAAAAGGACAAAGAGAAGGAGAAAAAGAAUAAAGACCGAGGGAAGGACAAGGACUCCGAAAAAGAGGAGGACAAGAAGAAGGGAAAAGACAAAGAAAAAGCAAAGGAAAAGGAGAAGGAAAAGGAGAAGGAAAAGGAGAAGGAAAAGGAGAAGGAGAGAGAGAAGGAGAGGGAAAAAGAGAAGGAGAAGGAGAAGGAAAAGGAUAAGGACAGGAGUAAGACGAAAGACAAGGACAGAAGAGACAAGGAGAAAGAUCGGGACAAAGAAAAAGAAAAAGCCCAUGCAAAAGAGAAGGACCGAGACAGACAUGCGAAGGAAAAAGAGAAAGAGCGAGACCGAGACCGCUCGCGGUCGCGCGACCGACGCCGGAGUAGUUCUUCGGAAUCAAGCUCCAGUGAAGAUAUGGGCCGACGCGUGUGGCCUAUAGCAGUCGGCCUUGGGACCAGCAGUUUUCAGCUGCUGCCUCCCUUGUUGGAGCUCAUCGAUGUCACCAUCGAUCCUCCUCCCGAACUCCAGCUGCCAACACCGGCGCCGGUCACUGUGCAGGCCGUGCCAGUGCCAGCAGUGCCAGCGGCAGGAUUCACGUCGGGCUUUGCUGACAAGCCGAGGCCCGGUAUGAGCCUGGUCCCCAGCAGUGGCUUCGGUGGCUUCGGAAGAGGGCCCCUGACGGGUCAAGCGCUGGCACAGCAGCAGGGCAAACAGCAGGUUUGCUUCAACUACACCGGUGGCAAGUGCUUCAGGGCCGAUUGCAAAUUCCUGCACUUGGGCCCCGGUCCCAGGUGGCUGGAACGUUCACAAAAUGGCGAAACACAGCUGUGCUCUGAGACUGGUGGAGUGUUCCAACCCACCACCAUAGGCAUGGUACUCGUACGAUGGUGCUUCCUUUUUGAAGUGGUGGUCAACCACAAGUGGGGCCAUGUCCAAUGGCCAAUUUUCCAGUGGCAUAUCCUGAAGAUGGCCACGGAACGCUUGGUGGAGCUGCUACUGUUUGGCCAGUUCUGUGACGUCACGGUGGUCUGUCGUGAUGGGCGGCUGCCGAUGUCGCGGCUGGUGCUGGCGGCAUUUUCUCCGGCCCUUGGGGGUGCUUUGAAGGCACAGGAGGAGAUUGAGCUGCAGGUGUCGGUGGCUGCAUUUCAGACCCUGUUGGCGAAGAGUUUUGGUGUCGCCGUCCAAUCCAUCCACUCUCGGAACGGUCAACCGAGCAGUGCAGAGUUGCGAGCAGCCGCUGUUACUCUGGGCUUGCCAGUGAUUGCUGACCCAGCUGCUUCGAAGGACCACUUCCACCUUCGAGCUCCUGAGCCAAAAUCAGGUGCCUUAUUGCGCCUGGGAGCUUCUGCCCUGAUUGUGUUGGCGGUUUGUGCCUGGCUUCCGGCUUGGCAGUAUAAGAUCUUCAACAAUGGUUUCUUCAUGGAUGAUGCCAUGAUUGCCCGAAAUCCCAAUGUGGUGGGAGAUUUCAGCUGGUCCCAGCUGCUUCGAUCAGAUUAUUGGGGCUUGGACAUGUUUGCAGGCACUUGGACGCACAAAUCCUUUCGGCCUUUCACGGUUUUGACCUUUCGCUGGAACUUCUUGUUGCAUGGCUUUGAGUCAUCUGGCUUUCACAUUGCGAACCUGAUCCUUCACGGCAUUUGCUCCAUUCUGCUUGCUGUCUUUGCUGCUCACUGCGGUUUCUCGGGCUGGUGGUCUGCAUGGUUGGGUGGACUCUUCCUGGCCCAUCCAGUGCAUACAGAGAGCGUGUUGUACAUCGUGGGCCGGGCGGAUCUGAUUUCUUUGAGCUUUAUCCUGCUGAGUUGUUUGGUUCAUUUGAGGGCCUCGCCUCCUAGAAAUUUCGGGGCCUUCCUGGCUGCCGUGGUUUCCUGCGUCCUUUUGAUUGCAGCUGGGCUGUGCAAGGAGACCGGCUUCUGUUUCUUUGGUCUGCUGGUGGGUUGGGAUAUCUUAUGGCUCACCUGGCAGCCUUCCAACAUGCGUCUGUGGAUGAGGAUGCUGCUUCUGCUGCUUCUCGGCACGCUGUGCUGCGGCCUCCGGUUCUGGUACACUGGGACCACCAUCGAAAGGAUGGAUCCUUUCAGUAAUCCGGUGGCAGCUGAGAAGGACCAGCUCGUGAGGAUUCUUUCCUAUGCUUUGGUGCAUGGCAUCUAUGGCAAACUUUUGGUUUGGCCAAACUUUCUGUGCUAUGACUAUUCCUUUGACGCAGUGCCCUUGGUGCGGAGCCUCUCCGAUUGCCGGCUGCUAUUGCCUAUUGGCUGCUACCUGGGCUUCUUUGCUCUGAUAACAUUGUCAUCGGGCCUGGCUCAGAGACGCAGGGAACUGCCAAUUGUUGGUAUGGCCAUCUUGAUCCUGAGCUUUUUGCCCAUGUCCAAUAUCCUCUUCCCCGUGGGGACCAUGAUUGGAGAACGCUUGCUGUACAUCCCUUCUGCCGGCUUGUUGAUCACCGUCCUUGGUCUUGCUCCACCACGAGCCAGUUCGCUGGCAUUCCUCCUGGCUGUAGGCCUCAUGUUCGCGGCUCUCACCGCUCAGCGCGUGCCCGACUGGUCCAGUCCUGAGACGAUUACGGUGGCGGAUGCCAUGAAGCAGAAACGUUCCACGCGAGUUCAGUAUAACUUGGCUACACACCACAUGUCCAACAAGCGCUAUGACGAAGCUCUAUCCACCUUUGAAACUGUGAUGGCCCUGGAUCCUACUGGCAGGGACUGCAUGCCGCUGUAUCAUGCAGGACAAAUCCAGAUCUACCGAGGAAACAAGACGGCCGCCGAAGAACUUCUGGCGAAAGCAGUAGAGGGACACUUCAGCCCACUUCUGGUGAACGAGGAGGAGGUCUUUCACGACUACGGCUUAGCACUUUGGUUUGCCGAGAAACCAAUGGAUGCCAUUACCAACUUUGAAAAGAGUCUGGCCAUCAAUGGGACCUUCACGAAGGGUCUGAACAACCUGGGCUGUGCUUUAGGUCUGGGUGCUGUCCUGGGAAAGUUACCUCAGCAGAUGAUUGUGCCUGGGAUUCAGCAGCUACAACAGGCAGUUUCUUUGAGCGGUGACAGCAUCCUCUACUGGCGGAAUUUAGUGGCUCUGCUGCGCUUUGCCAAUCAAGAUGAGGCAGCAGCUUCGGCGUACCAACGUCUAGUGGCCCUAGACCCGCACAGUGCACAGGACCCGCCACAAGAUUGCAGCUGGGAGUUUUCCUUUCGAUGA
Molecule: messenger RNA, 3306 nt
Organism: Cladocopium goreaui
Lineage: Eukaryota; Dinophyceae; Suessiales; Symbiodiniaceae
Source: the annotation of a GenBank genome assembly